CCGACAUCAUCAGUAUCUUUUGUGCUCUAAAGAGGAGGUUGAGGUUGCGAUCUCUCGCGUUUUCUUCGGGAUGUCGACCAUGCGCGCACGAAAGCUGAAGAAACCGAGCGAGCCACCAUCGCCGCCUGAGGGCGGGUCCCUGUCCCGGUCAUCGACGCCGCCGCCGCCACGCGACCGUGCGACCGUCAUGCCAGUGACGGUGGAACAUCCCAAGAUGAACCCGGCCAUGUGGGCCGCCCUCAAGAAGCACAUCAUGCGGCAGCGCGAAAAGCAAAAGCAGGAACAGGAAGCCGAUGCUGCCACUGAGCGAGGACGAAGUGAACGGGAAUCGAAGCGUCCCCAGGACGAGAUGACGCUAGAGCAGGUCCGCGACGAGCUGCAGCAGUCGGAGAAGAAGCUCGCCACGCUCAAGGAGGAGAAGCACAAACUCUUCGUGCAGCUCAAGAAGGUGCUGCAAGAAGACGACGCCCGGAAACGGGGUCUUGAGAAGAAGGCCGACAAGAUGGCUGCGCUCGACCGACACUACCAUCAGCAGCAGCCCCAGAACAUCCAGGAAAGGAACGGGGCACACUCUACGUACGAGUUGCCGCAACCAAUUCCUCAGAACCCUGGCGUCAUGCAUCGGGCACCACUCAAGAUGCGGCUGAACCCGUAUCCUCCACCUCCGUGGCUGCAAGCCGCGACAUCGUCCUCUUCCCAGCAAGCGACGCCGCCUCAGCCGGGCUUCUGGCCACAGCAGCCCUACGCGUACACGGCUCAGCUUCCCGGCUCGACGGCCUACGGGGCUCCGUUGCUGAUGCCGGCGUACGCACCGGGCUACGGCCCCUUCUACUCUGCGGGAACUGAAGGCCGUGGUGGUGUGAAUCGGUAGUAGCUACGACGUCGGCCUAGGGUGAAAUCGAAGCUAUAGGCGCUAUUUCCCUGAGACAGUUUCGGUUUCAGCGAAUCUGUGAAGGUGAAAUAGUUGUCCGUGUAGCUUCCACAAUAAACCAUUUAU
Molecule: messenger RNA, 997 nt
Organism: Dermacentor albipictus
Lineage: Eukaryota; Metazoa; Arthropoda; Arachnida; Ixodida; Ixodidae
Product: G protein pathway suppressor 2-like
Biological process (GO): regulation of transcription by RNA polymerase II
Cellular component (GO): transcription regulator complex
Molecular function (GO): transcription coregulator activity
Source: RefSeq, a predicted model, not a curated record